Molecule: messenger RNA, 564 nt
Organism: Lutzomyia longipalpis
Lineage: Eukaryota; Metazoa; Arthropoda; Insecta; Diptera; Psychodidae
Product: chromatin accessibility complex 16kD protein-like
Exons: 2
Coding region: 105-548 (147 amino acids)
Cellular component (GO): nucleus; CHRAC
Molecular function (GO): protein heterodimerization activity
Source: RefSeq, a predicted model, not a curated record
GGAAUAAAACAGCCUCCUGACGUGCGUUUGUUUUUGUUUUUAAGGUUUCUAAAAAUAAAAUCGCGGCUUUUUAGAGGGAAAUUCCGUGAAAAAUCACUCGCAAAAUGAGUGAAAAUCAAGCAAAAACCAUUAUUUCGGUUAAUAAGAUUCGAACAAUAAUGAAAAGUUCUGCAGAUGUGGGAUCAAUUACUGCAGAAGCCAUUCAGCUCGUUAGCAAGUCAACUGAACUCUUUAUUGGUGAACUCGUACAGAAUGCCCUGAAGGAGUGCGAGAAGCAGAAAGGAGGAGCUGGUGGAGCAAAGAAUGUAGACUACAAAUCACUGGCAGAAUACGUUCAGAGUGAAUCCAAGUUGGAAUUCCUGCAGCAAAUGAUACCCAAAAAGAUCACGGUGAAGGAGUACAGGGAGCUACUGCGGAAGAGCGAAGAGGAGAAUGUCCAGGAAAUCUCAGAUGAUGAUGAAUCUUCAUCUGUUUGCUCGUCAGACAGCGGGAAUGCCGACGAUGCGAUUAGUAUUUCAAGUGCGAGUGUUGUGGAGGUUAAGAAUUAAGAAUCUCUUGUAGCAU